AUGGAGACUGAAUUACAAAAGCGGUUUUUGCAUUCUGAUGCUUAUACUAUCAUAACUGAACUGAAAACGCUGUUUCAGGAUCAGGCAAGGAUAGAGCGAUAUGAGACUCACAAGGCUAUACUUGAUAGCAAGCUUGUGAAGGGAAAACCAGUGAGUCCUCAUGUGAUUAGCCUAACUGGGCUUUUCAAGAGGAUGGAAAAUCUGGGGACCCCAUAUGACCAAGAGUUGGCCACUGAUAUUGUUCUUAGAUCCUUACAUGAUGGUUUUGCAACAUUUAGAAUGCAAUACCAUAUGAAUGGUCUAAAGUAUGAUCUGAAUGAGCUCCAUAACAUGCUUAAAAAUACUGAAGGCAAUAUUACUGAUGACAAGAAGAAGGAAGUUCUAAAUGUCAACAAUGGGAAGGGGUUUAAGAAGGUGACUAAGAAAAAGAACAAUGACCAAGAGAAAGGCAAGCAAGUUGCCAAACCCAAGGGUGGUGAGAAGCCAAAGAUGGUUGAUGAUCAUGAUUGUUUUUACUACAAGGCCAAGGGACACUAG
This is a messenger RNA of Impatiens glandulifera, 537 nucleotides long. RefSeq lists its product as uncharacterized. The transcript has a single exon. NCBI's taxonomy places the organism in Eukaryota, Viridiplantae, Streptophyta, Magnoliopsida, Ericales, Balsaminaceae. Bases 1 to 537 code for a protein of 178 amino acids. The record is from RefSeq and is a predicted model, not a curated record.